Messenger RNA from Eimeria acervulina, 1467 nucleotides. RefSeq names its product mitochondrial carrier domain-containing protein, putative. Gene Ontology annotation, biological process: transmembrane transport. The transcript is spliced from 4 exons. The coding region runs from base 1 to 1467 and encodes 488 amino acids. NCBI's taxonomy places the organism in Eukaryota, Apicomplexa, Conoidasida, Eucoccidiorida, Eimeriidae. The record is from RefSeq and is a predicted model, not a curated record.
AUGACGACAGCACAUCAGCAGCAGCAGGAGCUGCUGCCGCGUCUGGAACAGCAACAGCAGCAGCUGCAGCAGCAGCUGCAGCUCCCUGCUCGCCACACAACAGCAGCUCGGAGGCUCCCCAGUUCCUUUGAGCUGUUUAUCAGCGCUGCUGUCAGCGGGUUAAUCACAAAGACGGCCUGCGCUCCCAUGGAUCGCCUGCGGCUGUUGUAUCAGGUACAGGGAAUGUUGCAGCAAACGCAGCAGCAUCAGCAGCAACAACAGCAACAGCAGCAGUAUGGGCAGCACCAGCGUCAUCGUACAGCGCUGAAGCAGGGCAACUCUCCCUGGCGAUUGUCGCAAGGUCUCCCAGUGAACAACAAAGACUUCCUUCCAGAAGGAAUAGCGCAAGUAAACAACAGUUACAAAUACACUAAGUACAAAGGGAUUAUUUCAGGGUUGAGGCUUGUCAUUCAGGAAGAGGGCUUUAGAGGCCUCUGGAGAGGCAACGGGGUCAAUGCAGUACGGGCUGCUGCUUGCUACGCCAUCAAGUUCCCAGCAAACGACCUCGCCAAGCGAGCACUCACCACCAGCAGCAGCAGCAACAGUAGUAGCAGUAGCAGCAGCAGUAACAGCGGCAGCGGUAGCGGCAGCCGUGCGAACGUGGGCUCUCUGUUGCUUGCUGGGGCCCUCGCUGGCUCCCUCCAAAAGACCCUUUCUUAUCCUUUAGAUUUUCUCUCAGUUCGCAUUGCAGUCGGCAUUAACGCAGACAGACUCGGAAAGCAUCACGUAGCAGGGGCUGCGGCUGCCGCUGCGCCAUCUAGCAGCAGCAUCAGUAGCUGCAACAGCAGCUGCACCAGCAACGGCGGCGCCAACAGUCCGUACACCAGCAAGAACAGCAACGUAACCGGCCACAACAGCAGCAGCGGAAGUAUCAGCAUCAGCAACAGCAGCAGUAGCAGAAGCAGGAAGGGCUACAAUGGAGUAGUGGACUGUGCUCGUCGCGUGUGGCGGCUGGAGGGCCCUUUGGGUUUUUUUAAAGGAUAUUCCGUUGCUCUUUUAUCGGGGGUUCCUUACGUCAUGCUGCAGAUGGCAUUUUUCGACUUGUCUCAAAGGCGUCUCAGGUGGGCUUCUGACUCAAUCCAGCAGCAGCAGCACAACAGCAGCAACAGCAACCGCAGCAGCAACAGCAGCAGCAGCAGAGUGGGGACCGGCAGCGCCGCCAACAUGUCGGCUCAGGCGAUUGUUUUUCCCUUUGACACAAUUCGCAAGCGACUGAUGAACGACGGCAUAGACGGACGCCCGAAGCUGUACAGGUCUACGUGGCACUGCUUGCGACAAAUAAAACAAACCGAGGGACUCCGCGCGCUGUACUUCGGCAUUUGGCCAGCGACCCUGCGCAGCCUCCCUGCAGGGGCGAUUCAGUUUGCUUGUUAUGAGUUUAUGAAGGAGUUUUUCUUAAUGCGUGCAGCACAAACUGAAAGCCCAUAG